AUGGAGGCUGUGAUCGGACUGAUGGUGAUGAUACUCGGAGUCUCUCAUGCUCCUGUGUCCUCUGUCCGGCUGGACCCUGAGUGUCUGUCCCAGGGAGAGAUGAGGGUGUCCUGCUCCUCUGAGGGAGGGGACAGUCCUCAGUACAGCUGGACUCUGGAUGGACGCACACUGAGAGACGCUGAGCUCCUCUCAGGAAAUACUGAGACUAAGAGCAUCACUCUGAAACAACACGUCUCAGGACAACUGGUCUGCUCAGUCAGGAACGACGUCAGUAGAGUCUCAGAAGAAGAGAAGAUAUCUAACUGUGGCUUCAUAUUCAUUAACUGCACCUCAGACAAUGAGACGCAUUCACAGUGGGUGUUUGCAGCCAAUAAUACUCUCUGUGUUGAGACAACAACAACAACUCCCACAACGACAGAAACUGAUCACUCCCUGCUCAUAUGUGGUGUGCGAUCAGCUGUGGUGAUUCUUAUAUUAAUCGGGAUCACCGUCUAUUACGCUUGGAGGAAAAAGAAAAACAAGAUGGCCGAAGCCUCUGCUGUCCGUCGAAGGAUGUUAGAUCAAGAGAACUCUGUUGUGAUGGUUGAAGUGGGAAGUUCCUCAUAUGAGAACUUUAACGUUGUGAACACAACGUCUUAAUGAAGUCUGACGCCUUUCACAUGGUCACUUCACUAGUUUUUGACUUGGUGAAAGUGGGGCGGGUCCUUUACACUGAAUUAAUUCUAGAGAAAUGACUCUUGUUGUGAAGUGUUCAGGGCAGCGCUGCCUUAGGAAGCUGAUAAAGCACCGGAGGCCCACAGCUCCACAGCAGUUUAUCAUAAAGCAACAUGUGAUAUUGUGAAUGUGAAUGUGAUAAUAUUCAUAGUGCAACUUAUUUUGAUGCUAUUUAGAAAUGAAUGUACUGUACAUUUUUAAGAGUGUUGGUGAAUAGUGAAAACAAUUUAUCUCCAAAUGUGGUUUCAUUUUUAAUUUAGGAGUUCAUCGUUCUUUUAACGGUUGAAAACAUUCUUCCACUUUUUCAUGUCAAUCAGAUCUCUUAAAACUCACUGCAUUAUCUAAAAAUGAAUCACCACAACGCUAGAAACAGAUAUUUUAAUUAGAAGAGAAAAGUGUUUUUUGUUGUUGUUGUUAAACAAUUGUGUUUAUUGGAUAUUUUUUUUUUUUUUUUUUUUUUACAUUAGAAGAGAAAAGUUGAUGUUUUGGAGAUAAGUAGUUUUCACUUCUGUAUAGGUACUUGACUUAUUAGUGAUUUAUAUUUUAAAAACUGUAAUUUUGCAUUUAAAGCAUGUUUUAAUAUUGUGUAUUACAGUCCAAAGUAAUUUUACGUCACAAAAAGUACAGGCUUAUUCAUACAUAUGGUUAAAGUGUUUAUCUUUUAAUAGUGAAUUAUGUAAAUAAUUGUUUUUUUAAAGUAAUAAUUUCAAAUAUGUUUGUUUUGCUUCCAUGUAUUAAAAAAUCAAUAAUGUAAACUCUCUCAAAAC
Molecule: messenger RNA, 1481 nt
Organism: Centropristis striata (black sea bass)
Lineage: Eukaryota; Metazoa; Chordata; Actinopteri; Perciformes; Serranidae
Exons: 5
Coding region: 1-639 (212 amino acids)
Source: RefSeq, a predicted model, not a curated record